This is a messenger RNA of Populus euphratica (Euphrates poplar), 1416 nucleotides long. Its product is annotated as TMV resistance protein N-like. Lineage: Eukaryota; Viridiplantae; Streptophyta; Magnoliopsida; Malpighiales; Salicaceae. The coding region runs from base 58 to 1416 and encodes 452 amino acids. The record is from RefSeq and is a predicted model, not a curated record. Gene Ontology annotation, biological process: defense response. The transcript is spliced from 3 exons.
CUUGAUGGUGAUUAUCCGAAGAACUUAUUCCUUGAUAUCGCAUGUUUCUUCAAUGGAAUGGAUGUGGAUGAUGCAGUUAGGAUACUGGAUGGGCUUGAUAAAGGUGCAAGAUUUGGGAUUGACAAUCUCAUCGAUAGAUGUCUUAUUGAAAUCAACGGUGAUCAAAGGUUGUGGAUGCAUCAACUAGUAAGAGAUAUGGGUAGGGAAAUUGCUCGUCAAGAAUCACCCAAAUGUCAAAGAAUAUGGCAUCAUGGGGAUGCUUUUACAGUUUUGAAAGGAACUACUGAUGCCGAAAAAUUGCGUGGCCUUGCCAUUGAUAUGCAUGCAUUAAUGGAAGAUCAUUAUGCAGAAGUUGUCUGUACUGAUUCAAUGGUUUGUCGCAAGCGCCGCAGGCUUAACUUCUUUCAACAAUGGCUUUCUGAUUUUUCUGAUGGGGGAAAAUUACAAACUAGCCAAACAAGUUUGUUUCCCAUCCUCAGCACGGAUACUUUUACAAAGAUGCCAGAUGUAAAAUUUCUCCAACUAAACUACACUAAUUUUCAUGGAAGUUUUGAGCACUUUCCCAAGAAUUUGAGAUGGUUAUGUUGGCAUGGAUUGUCUUGGAGCUCCAUACCAAAUCACAUAUGCUUGGAGAAGCUGGUGGUUCUUGAUCUAUCCAGAAGUUGUCUAGUUGAUGCUUGGAAGGGCAAACCGUUUCUUCCAAAAUUAAAAAUUCUUGAUCUCCGUCACUCUCGUGAUCUCAUUAGAACCCCAGACUUCUCGGGUCUCCCAGCCCUUGAAAAGCUAAUACUUGAAGACUGCAUUCGUUUGGUUCAAAUUCACGAAUCUAUUGGUGAUUUACAAAGAUUGUUGAUCUUAAAUGUAAGAAAUUGUACAAGUCUUAUGGAGCUUCCAGAAGAAAUGAGUAGAAUGAAUUCACUUCAAGAGCUGGUUUUAGAUGGUUGCUCAAAUCUUAACAGCCUGAAUAUGGAGUUAGAGCAUCAUCAGGGGCGCAAGUUGCUUCAAAGUGAUGGAAUUGUUGCAUCAUUCAUUACAUCUCUUCCACUGAAGCUAUUCUUUGCCUUUAGGUUUUCAACGAGGAAAAUGUUGAGAUUUACCUUGUUUUCACUGCCACGCUUCUUGGAGAGUCUAGAUUUAAGUGGAACUCCAAUUCGUUUUCUUCCAGAGAACAUCAAGGAUCUUGGUCUACUCAGAAACCUAUAUCUAAGAAAUUGCAAAAUGCUUCAGGCACUCCCAGAGCUUCCAUCCCAUUUGGAUUCGUUAGAUGUGUCCUUUUGCUAUUCACUGCAAAGAUUUUCAAAUCGAAUUAGUUGGACUGUAGGAGAUGGUUGUGAUCACUUAGCCGAGUUCCAAGAUCGGAUAAAGCAAGAAUUAAUCCAAUGGUUUAGUUUGUCUAUAGAGGCAACUUCUUUUUGA